Helicoverpa zea (corn earworm) is the source of this 3919-nucleotide messenger RNA. It is a transcript of the gene CalpC, whose product is annotated as calpain-C. The record is from RefSeq and is a predicted model, not a curated record. Gene Ontology annotation, cellular component: cytoplasm. Lineage: Eukaryota; Metazoa; Arthropoda; Insecta; Lepidoptera; Noctuidae. Bases 106 to 2043 code for a protein of 645 amino acids. Gene Ontology annotation, biological process: proteolysis. Gene Ontology annotation, molecular function: calcium-dependent cysteine-type endopeptidase activity; calcium ion binding. The transcript has 14 exons.
GGGAGGUGUCGACCGCGGGGAGGGACGGCAGUGUACCGCCAGACUCCAUCUUGCGUGCGCGUGAGUGUUUCUGUGAGUGUUGUGACAAUUCAUGUUCCAUCCAGGAUGACGGAUUACGAGCGCAUCAAGCAGACUUGCCUGGAAAAGGGGGAGCUCUGGGAGGACCCCGACUUCCCCGCUAGCCCAUACUCAGUGUUCUACCACCAGAUUCCCCCUUUUCAUUUCGAGUGGAAGCGGUCGAAGGAAAUUUACCAGAAUCCAUCGUUUAUACACGAUAGAAACGAAGUGUUUGACGUCAUACCCGGUAAAUUAGGUGACAAAUGGAUGAUUUCCUGUUUGGGCGUCCUGUACCUUACAAAGGGUCUUUUCUACAGAGUCGUUCCCGCCGACCAGAGAGUCGACGAAGCCUACGCUGGCGUUUUUAGGUUUCGUCUAUGGUGGUGUGGACAAUGGCUAGAAGUGCUCGUGGACGAUCGCUUGCCAACCGUGAACGGCAAACUUGCAUUCCUACAGAGCAAUCACACGGAACAGAUGUGGCCAGCACUACUGGAAAAGGCUUAUGCUAAAUUGCACGGAUCCUACGAGGCUCUAAAAUACGGGAGCUUACUUGACGGGCUGGCGGACCUCACGGGGGGCAUCACCGAGUCGCUGCAGAUGACCGAACUGACUGAUGCCGAGACCCUGAGGAGUUUGUUAAAAAACACCAGUCUCGUUACUGCACACCAUGUGGCUACUGCCCCUGAAGAUAAAAUUCCCGAGCUUCAAUCCGAAAUGAAUUACGUUGUAUUGAACGUGGAACAGGUGGAAAGCACCAAAGGUCUAGUACACGUCGUGCGUGUACUUCGGCCGCUCGGCAUAGGAGAAGUUCCCGUGCCCUACAUAGUAUUGAACCCAGAUUCCUGGCAAACUAUCCCUCAGCAAGAAAGAGACCGCUUUAUCUCAACACCCAAAGGCAUAUGGAUGUUGUUCUCGGAAUUUCAACGCGUUUUCACACGCAUCGAAGUAGUGCACUUGGACUCAGAGACCUGUAGAGCAGAACCAUUUUUAGCUGACAAAUCAAAGUGGCAGAUGAAGAUGCACCAAGGUGCCUGGAAGAGAGGAGUCUCGGCUGGAGGAUGUCGGAACUACACGAAUUUUUUUCACACCAACCCACAAAUCCAAAUAGUCCUAACAGAACCGGAUACUGUCAUCAUAUCUCUCAACCAGCACUGUACUAUGGAACCCAAAGUCAUCGGCUUCAGCAUUUUCAAAAUUCCUGCACCUUUGAACGAGACUGCAAGAGCCUUAUUUUUCAGAAAAGUGAAAAGUACCAUAAAUUCUCAAUACACAAAUAGUCGACAAGUUACUCACAGAUCACGGCUAGAAGCAAGUGCCUUCAUAAUUAUGCCUACAACAUUUGAGCCACGCGAUGAAGCUAACUUCACUUUAAGAGUAUUCUCAAGCAAACCGAUCAAGAUGAAGUUGCUGGACAAUCCGCCGCAGAUGACGAAAACUGCUAUAGUAAAGGCUCUCCCGGUAGUAAAAGUGAAUAGCUUUAAGCAAUACGAAGCUAUAUUCCUCCAAUUGGCUGAUGAACAUAAGUCGAUAGACCCGUUUGAACUGCAAGAACUGCUUGACGCGUGUCUCCCUAAUGACUACAUCAAGAGUUGCGCUUCUAUAGACACGUGCAGACAGAUCGUUUUAUCGUUAGAUAAAAAAGGCACAGGUCGAAUAACGCUAUCUGACUUCAAAGACCUCAUGUGUAGUUUGAAGCACUGGCAGCUCGUGUUCAGGACGCACGCUCUAGAAAAGAUGGGUGUCCUGAGGGCUGAGAGGUUUCGUGACGCCCUCCGUGACGUCGGUUUCAUAGUACCCGAGAAAGUGAUGAACCUCCUUGUUCUGAGGUAUAUGAGAAAAGACGGCAUGCUCAGGUUCGGUGACUUCGUUUCGGCUGUGAUGCAUCUACAUCGUGCGUUUGAAAUAUACCACAGAAGCAACAGCCUACGAACGGAAGGCGUUCAAAUGAAUUUAACAGAGUGGCUGAAGAAUGCUUUUAUGUGUUAAGAAUUCAAGACUGGAAGUGCUAGCGGUAAUGCAGAAAGGAAGGAAUAGGUGUACUAAUGUUGUAUAACUUUGCGUGUUGUGAUUACGUUAUAUUUUUGGACGUAUUUUAUAACCAGUGUUUCGGCUAUUAUUCCGAUUACCUCUUAGUUUGUACUACAACCAUCAGUCGAUAAUACUUAGGUUAAGUAUUUAGGCACCUAAAAUCAUUAUGGGACCAUAGACGGUGGCUGACUUAGUAAUUUAGAAGGCAAUGCAGAUUUUUAGAGGAGACUAAAGCUCAUAAAAGAUGUUUGUUUACAUAGUAGCCAUUAAUAACUAAGUAGCUCACUACUGGGUUGUGAUACGAUUUCAGGAAAACGAAGAACCGUUUCCACCACUAAUCAUUAAAUGUUUAGCGCUUAAAUGUAAUUUAAAAGUAUAGUGAAAUAGUAAACAUUAGGUACUGAUAAAUAGGUGCCUGAGACAACAUGCUGGUUCGUACAUAGGUCGACGAUGGCACAGACAGUUUAUGUAGCGGUACUUUCUACAUAUUCUCUAUUUAAGUAAGCACUAAAGCAGCCACACUCAACCUUUCUCAAUUUUAAAUUUUUGGCGGGGCCACAUGGACCAUAGACAAAUCAAAGAAGACGCGCAGGUCGCAAAAAAAUUGGUGAAAAAAAACCGACGAAGUUGGAAUCGCGCACGAGGGGUUCGAGUACUAUACAUCGAAGCACAGACCAGUACAUAAAUGAAGGGCGCGAUUAUUUUUUUGGUCGUUUCAAAUCCCCCUUUCACCCUUUGAUGUUUUGUAUCUGGGGCUGAUCCAGGUGGGUCAAUCACAAAGGCUCGGCAGGUCGCAGGAUGAGUAUGGCUGCACUAACAGUAGACAAUCUUGAUAGAACUUUUUACACAAACACCUACAUAUAAAACAAAUAAAUUAAGUACCUACCUACUGCUUAAAGUAAUGCUCCAAUUAAUAUCUGUAUCUUUGUAUUAGGUUUUUAAAUUCACAUUUACCUUUUAUAAACUUUUCUGUAAAAAUAUUUAUAUGGAGAUAAAAUAACUAUUAAGUUGAUAUACCUACUCUUAGGGAACCCACACAAAACUGCGAUGCGAUGCGGCCUAGGAAACAUGUGUCUUAUAAGGAGGAGCCACUGAACACUAAACUAAGAAGAAAUAAUAAAUGGUGUUAGACAAGCGACGUAUAUAAACUCUUUUGCAAAAAAAAAUCUACUAACAUAUUCCAAUCAUUAAAACCAUUUGAAGCAAACAUAAAGUUCUAAGAACUUUUUUUGCACCAGAGUGUAUUUAAUUUUUCUAUUUAAUAAUUAAUUAUCUUGAUAAUGCAUGAUUGAACCAAAAUAAAUUUGUUCAACGUUCAAAUUAAUUUAUUCAAUACGAUAUCAGAGGUCCAUUGUUAAUAACCAGCCGUUUUCCCGCGGUUUCACCCACGUCCCACGAGAAAUACCUUCUGUACCGGGAUAAAAUAUAGCCUUACUCAGGAAGAAGAACUUUCGAACAGCGAAAAAUGUAUUCAAAGCACUUAUUCCGCAGUGCACUAAAGUUUGUUUUGUGUGGGCGCCCUAAUAUAAAGUUCAUCGAACACGAGUAGCAAUUUUCCAUACCUAGCUUAUGAACACAAAAUAUACCUAAGCUGUAAUGAUCUCGCUUAACUCAAAAUAAUAAUUAGCCUUUUUAAAUUUAGGUGUAAAUAAUAGAAUCGUAAAUCCACCGGCUUGGUACUUGCAUAAGUUAGGAAUUAGUGUAGGUUCCUACAUAAUUGAUUUCGAAACACGGAAAUUGAAAUGUACGUACCUAUUUUUUGGUUUUGUUUUCAUUGCAUGUAAGUGAAAUACCUAUAUCUGGUUGACGAAUAAAGUGAUUUGUAUAAAACCUA